UUCCCAGGAGCUGCAUGCUCCUCCGCUCACAGCCCCGCUGAGGAUGGAAAAGCGGUCUCGCAGCUCCUCCAGGGAGUCCCACAGGAGGACCAGAGAGCCCGCAGACUCACAGGGCAGGAGAGAGAAGGUGGAGAGCAGAAGAGGAGCCAGCAAGGACAGAGAGGGGCUCAAGAGGGGGAAAGCCAAAGAGGGGAAGAGCCCCACAGAGACAGACAGCAGAGUGCCGAGCUCCACGGUGGUGGACGUGGAUGAUGUUGUGUCUUUCGACGAGGAAACAGAGGUGAUGGCACUGCUGGAAAGCGAGCAGCAAGAGGAAGGGAUGACAUCUCCUGGUCGAGGUAUCUGUGAAUGGCUUCUUACCAUCUUGUCCCUUCUCUUCAUCAUAUUGACCUUCCCCAUUUCUGUCUGGUUCUGCAUGAAGAUCGUGCGGGAGUACGAGAGAGCCAUCGUGUUCCGACUUGGGCGCCUCCUUCCUGGAAGGCCCCGAGGGCCCGGCCUUUUCUUCUUCCUUCCCUGUCUGGAUACAUACCACAAGGUAGACCGUCGCCUGAAAACCCUAGAGAUCCCCUUCCAUGAGGUGGUGACCAAAGACAUGGUUACUAUGGAAAUAGAUGCUGUCUGCUACUACCGGAUGGAAAAUGCCUCUCUCCUCCUAACCAGCGUGGCCAACCUCUCCAGCGCUGUCCAGCUGCUGGUGCAGACAACCAUGAAGCGCUUGCUGGCCCAUCGAUCCUUCAGUGAAAUCCUCCUGGAAAGGAAGAGCAUUGGCCAGGAAAUGAAGGUCACCUUGGAUGCAGUCACAUGUCGCUGGGGAAUCAAGGUGGAGAGAACAGAAAUCAACCACGUGCGGCUGCCCACUGAACUGCAGCAGUCCCUGGCAGUGGAAGCAGAGGCCCAGAGACAGGCCAAAGUGCGGGUGAUUGCUGCCGAGGGGGAGAAGGCUGUCUCUGAAUCCCUGAAGAUGGCAGCCGAGAUCUUAGCCAGCUCCCCAGCUGCUGUCCAGCUCCGUUACCUGCACAUGCUGCAAUGCCUGUCUGCCGAGAAACCUUCCACCAUCGUCCUCCCUUUGCCCUUUGACCUAAUGAAUCUUGUAUCUGCGGCUAGCCACAACUCCACGGGCAGCAGCCUUCCCACCAGCGCUCCCAAUCACCCUGAGGCUCCAAAGGACAAGAAGGACUCCCCCAUGCUAUAGAGCCAUGCCAGGGGAAGCUGGCGCUCAGACAGGACUGCCACGCUGAUGAACACCUUCUACCAGGUCACUUAUCUUCAAACAAGCUCCAUGGACUGGCCUGCACUAUGCCAGCUCCCCAGCAUGAACUGUGGAGGGGUUGGGAUGGGAAACGAGCAGGGGUCUGUGAUAUAAAGUGGGCUGGACACAGACAUUUGAGUUUGCUUUGAAGAAACAUUCCGGCUCAUUCCGUGUGUGGGGUGCAGGAAUGGAGCUGGGGUGGGGGUGGGAGCUCCCUCUGUGUCUCACCAUUUCAUUGCUCCUUUUACCCUGCUGUGCUGAGGAGCAGAGGGAUGGUAGAACUGCUUCCCCUAGCCCCAGAGCUGGAGCCCUAGAGAUAGCCUCUAUCAUUCCAAUUAGGCUGGCUGGAUAGACGAGGGGUGUUUUUCCUUAAAGGCCCAAAAUAUCAACCUCUCCCUUCCCAACAUGAUCUGGCUGGAAUCAUUUGCAUUGCAAAAGCCCAGUGCCCAGGAGAAGCAAGGAGGCCCAAAGGGGCGCCCCACUGUAACAUAUCAGUCAGAGGCUGUGGAUUGUUCAGAGCUCCAUAUGCUUGGGCAGAGCUUGAGAUCUUCCUGCUGUGUCACUCAUUGCGAAGUGGGCAUCUCCUCAAAGAAGGGAAGCUGGUAAGAAGCGCUGGCCCAGGUACAUGAGACCUCUUUCAGUCCCUCAAGAGUGAACUCCUCUGGAGACAGGUUUCGCUACCUUCACCCCUCCCUGGGUGGAACCCCCAUGGUCUUGGUCUGAUCCUUCGACGGGUUUCUGGGCUGCAGCCCCCUGCCUUCCAAUCGUAUUAAUGUAGCUGGCCCAGCUGGGCUGGGCCCCUGUAAACCCUUUGCCUCCAGAAGCCUGGGGCAUCAGCUGAAUAAAGUGACUGAAAACAAGGGCUUCAGACUUCCAUAUUAAUAAUUCACCCAAAGGUCAGUCCAACCCACACCUUCCCUCUCACUUACACCUUCAUCUUCCCUUGCAGCCUUUGGCAAGGUCCUCUAACCCACUUACCUUCAUCUCCAGCUGGAAUAGCCUGCCUGCUGCAGGUGCUCCCUCAAUCAGUGUAUCUCUGGUAGUGUCCUCCACACAGGCAACUGAUGAUGACCCACCUCCCCAAACCAGGGAAGGAGCUUUAUAGCUGUUCUUAGUCUUUUACAGCUCUAGAAUUUCAGCCCCAUCACCCUCUCUGCCUGACACCUGGAGAACAGCAUCUUCCCACAUAAUAGCCUCUUAACCUCCUUGAAGCUGUUUACCCCAACUAUUGCUUCAUUUCCUGCUUGUUUACCCCAAUAGCCUCCUUUGGCCAUACCCCAGACAGAUGGGCAGGCUAAUGCCAAGCAGGUAAACUGAGGCACAUAGGGUGUUCAUGAAGGCUAAUACCGAUAGCUCCUGCAUUCUCCACCUGUGCAGCCGAAGCAUUGACUGCAAAGUGCAAACUAGGGUUGGAGCAGUAAGUGGGCAGCCCCUGGGGAAUAGUGUCCCCCCAAAAUCUGUCACUCGCCAGCUGUUGGGUUCUGGCUGAGGUAGCCAAAUGUGUGAUGUAGCUGAGCCAGGGAGAGCCAAUGGGCAGCACAGCAGAAAGCAAGGUGGGGUUCUUGUUGUUCCAGCUGCUUUCUCUGUGUUAGCGUCAAUUGUUAAUGAGCUCUGGCAGCAGCCCAGUGGCCUGGUGCUGCCCAAGGUUUGAGUGGGAGGGGCUGGAGGACAAGCUGGUGCUCAUCUGGCUGUGGGUUGGGGAAGGGAUGCAGCCUGCAGCCAGGCUGACACAUAUCAGCCACACUGGCUCCUAGCAGCAACUGUCCCCAGGGGAGCUGCUGCCCUUCCGCCCUAGAGGAGUGAGCGGGGCCCCGGGCUUCGUGGGAUGGAGGCAGCCCAGUGCGAAGGCAUAGCACCCCCCAUCCAGACCAGUCUCCUCCAUGGAUGAUUUUGGUUGGGUGAAGGAGGUGAAAAACAAGCCCCUUUAUGGCCUGGAAGCCUUCUCCUGAAAUGGACACCCCAGCCAUCUAUGGGGUAAGCAAGCUGUAUUGCUGAUUGUUGCUACUAGAUGGCGCCCUAGGACAGGACACAGGAAAAGUUUUCCUGAGACAUGAACCUGGUAAGAGAGAUGGGAUCUUAUUAGGGGACUAAAGGCAAACUAAAGGGGUAAAUUACAAAUCCUGAUGUACUUUCCCUGAGACAGUGAAAGGAGGGAGCUAAUAACUGUCAUGAGUUUUAUAGAUAAUAGCAACAUUUAUAUAGCUUUCUUCAACUGCCUUAUACAUCCUAUGCAAUGAUUCUCUGGUGAUGAUUCUCUAUUCAGUUCUGUCAGAUGGUCCACAGAACAGGUAGAAUGCUCCAAAAAACCCAGCAGAACUAAGCAUCAAGGCUCUUUAAAUAUCUGUAGCUCAGCUCCCGAUUCAAUUCGAGGGACCUUUCCCCAUAGCAAAAGUAUGCAGCAUGUGCUAGCAAAUCCUGUACAGCCCUAGUACUGCACUGUAUUCCUGACCAUCUGUCCCCCAGGGCUGGGACUCCCCAGGGCUCUGAUACUGCCCCUCUCACCUACCUUUGGAGUGAGUUACACACCUGGCAUGGUUUUAGGGCUGUUCUUUAAAUACCUGAGAGGAGGGACUCUGAGGAUCACCAUGGAAACAACACAACCAACCUCAGUCAGACACCAUCAAGUUAAUAGGUCAGCAAACACAUUGUACAUCAGCCCUAACCAAGCACACACACACUGCAGGCAGGGGGAGCACCGAAGGUGCAGGCAGGAGCACAGAAAGGAGUGAAGGCACAGGAACAGGCACGGGAAGGAGUGGUGGAGCACUUGGAGAAGGAGAGGCAGAGGGAGGAUGGGAAGAACAGCAGCAGCACGGGCAGGAGUGCUGGAAAGAGCAGUAGAUGUGCCCGGGGAGAGCACUGAAGGCACAGGAAGGAGAGUCAGGAGGAGUGUGAGCAGAGGCAUCGGGAGAAAGGAAUGAUGGAGUGGUG
This is a messenger RNA of Trachemys scripta elegans, 4180 nucleotides long. RefSeq names its product NPHS2 stomatin family member, podocin (gene NPHS2). Gene Ontology annotation, cellular component: plasma membrane. Lineage: Eukaryota; Metazoa; Chordata; Testudines; Emydidae. The coding region runs from base 44 to 1192 and encodes 382 amino acids. The record is from RefSeq and is a predicted model, not a curated record. The transcript has 8 exons.